UGUGUUGUCUUUGCAUAUUGUGUGAUUGCUAAGUAUCAAAAUUGAGUGUUAGACAGGUCUUGUAAAUACUUGUUGAAUAUAUAUGGACAGUAAUCUCUGUCUAAAUUUGUAUAUCUGUAUGUGUACAUUAAGUGUCCUUAUAAACCUAUAAACACUUGACUUCACAAGUAUGUAUGUAUGUUUGAGUAUGGAUACAAAAAUGCAUGCACGAAAACAUCACAAAAUAAAGCUACGUCAAUCAACUCUCUUAUUAAUUUUUGACAGUAUGAUCAUCACAGACAUCACCAUAUUUUGGGGAACAAAAAUGUUUUACCCUUAAUUUAAGUAAAAUUAAAAGAAAUAAUUAAACAACAUACACACGCACACACCCUGUCUCACACACAUGCAUACACACAUUUUCUCUUAAUAUAACAAGCCGUGUAGAAGCUCCACUUGGUCCCAAGCAGAGGUGACAGCGUAUAUACAUGAACCCGGGUCCUGUGAAGAUCCUUGUGCUAAGAUGAGGCCAUGAGCUAAUAAAUAGCAGACAAUUGCAGGAUCUCGAGAAGAGUUGAUGGUUUUGGCCAUUGGUGACAUUGUCAACCAGUUGAUCCAAGCUCAUGUCCAGAAAAAAGAUGUUAAUUUAAAUACAGUGAAAUGCAAAUCGUCCAGCAAAUAUGGCCUGGCAAGUCAACCGAGGCUGGUAGAUAUCAUUGCUGCAGUACCACCUCAGUAUAAAAAGGAAUUACUUCCCAAAUUAAAAGCCAAACCAGUUCGAACUGCCAGCGGUAUAGCUGUUGUUGCUGUGAUGUGUAAGCCACAUAGAUGUCCUCAUAUUGCCAUGACAGGAAAUAUAUGUGUUUACUGUCCUGGGGGACCCGAUUCAGACUUUGAAUAUUCUACACAGUCAUAUACAGGUUAUGAGCCCACAUCAAUGAGAGCAAUUCGAGCUCGUUACAACCCUUAUUUACAGACCAGACAUAGAGUUGAACAGCUGAAACAACUUGGUCACAGUGUUGAUAAGGUGGAGUUCAUCGUAAUGGGAGGAACUUUCAUGUGUCUGUCAGAAGAAUACAGGGACUUCUUUAUUCGUAACUUGCACGAUGCUCUCUCUGGCCACACCAGUAAUUCAGUAGCUGAGGCUGUUAAAUAUUCAGAAAAGAGCCGGACGAAAUGUAUUGGAAUUACCAUAGAAACCAGACCUGAUUAUUGUCUCAGAAAACAUCUAAGUGAUAUGUUGGCCUAUGGCUGCACUCGUCUAGAAAUUGGUGUACAGAGUGUCUUUGAAGAUGUUGCCAGGGAUACCAACAGGGGUCACACAGUAAAGGCUGUUUGUGAAUCAUUCCAAAUGUCUAAAGAUGCUGGUUUCAAGGUUGUGUCUCAUAUGAUGCCAGAUCUACCAAAUGUUGGCCUAGAGAGAGACAUCCAACAGUUUGUUGAAUUCUUUGAGAAUCCGGCUUUCCGACCUGAUGGAUUAAAGUUAUAUCCUACACUUGUCAUUAGAGGAACAGGUUUGUAUGAACUUUGGAAGACUGGAAGAUAUAAGAGUUAUCCUCCCAGCACGUUGGUGGAUUUAGUGGCCCGUAUCCUGGCACUUAUUCCACCUUGGACAAGAGUGUACAGAGUUCAAAGGGAUAUUCCAAUGCCCCUGGUGACUUCCGGUGUUGAACAUGGCAAUUUGAGGGAACUGGCUCUUGCCAGGAUGAAAGACCUUGGCACCCAGUGCAGAGAUGUGAGAACAAGGGAAGUUGGAAUUCAAGAGAUUCACCAUAAAGUCAGACCUUAUGAGGUUGAACUCAUUCGUCGAGAUUACGUUGCAAACAAAGGCUGGGAAACGUUCCUUUCCUAUGAAGACCCAGAACAAGACAUCCUCGUUGGUUUACUACGUCUGCGCAAAUGUUCCGAGGAAACUUACCGUCUAGAACUCAAGGGUGGCUGUUCAAUUGUGCGAGAACUCCAUGUUUAUGGAAGUGUCGUCCCUGUACAUGCUCGAGAAGUAACAAAAUUUCAACAUCAGGGUUUUGGUAUGUUGUUAAUGGAAGAAGCUGAAAGGAUUGCAUUUGAAGAACAUGGUUCCACCAAAAUGGCUGUUAUAUCUGGUGUUGGCACAAGAAAUUAUUAUCGGAAAAUAGGAUACGAGCUGGAAGGUCCUUAUAUGACGAAGAGUUUAAUAAAAUCCUGAUAUGGAAAAAGGAAAUGAAAGAGCGAAAUAAUGAACCCUGCUGUUGUCAUUUCAAUCCUUCAUUCCUCAGCAAGAACAUUCAGGGACAAUAAUAUGUGACAUCUUGUGUGAUUUGUGGAAGGCUUUUACAGUAAGAAUGAUAAGACAGGCAUUUGCCUGCCUUUGCAAUAUAUGUAAAUAUUAUUUUAAAUAUUUAAUAAAAAUUGUAAAAUAAA
Octopus bimaculoides (California two-spot octopus) is the source of this 2376-nucleotide messenger RNA. Its product is annotated as elongator complex protein 3. The record is from RefSeq and is a predicted model, not a curated record. Gene Ontology annotation, cellular component: elongator holoenzyme complex; cytoplasm; nucleus. Gene Ontology annotation, molecular function: acyltransferase activity, transferring groups other than amino-acyl groups; iron-sulfur cluster binding. Gene Ontology annotation, biological process: tRNA wobble base 5-methoxycarbonylmethyl-2-thiouridinylation. NCBI's taxonomy places the organism in Eukaryota, Metazoa, Mollusca, Cephalopoda, Octopoda, Octopodidae.